CAAAAUUCUCUGCAGAUUUAUAUCAAAAAUUAGACCAUUUCGAUGUUAUGUACAACAAUCAGAUAAUUUCAACUUGUUGCAAAAUGCCUAUGCCUCAGAUCAACAAAACAACAGGAUUAAGAUGGAGCCAAGUUGCAUUUUAUGCUAUUCUAAUUGCACUUGGGCUAAUUGUUGCAAUACCACUCAGCCAGUGCACCAUGGACUUCAGUGGGAACUGUAUCCUAUUCACCAAGCUGGUAUAUAAAACAUCACAUAAUAUAGAGAAUGGUACCACAUUGAAUAUGCAGAGUUUGAGCAUGGAAUGGGCACCUAUUGAUAUAUGUUGGUAUUGUACGUAUCUCAGUGUCUUCAUUUCCAUUUAUGCUGUCAUUUGGGGAUGGUUCUUCGUUCUCUAUAGUGGCACAGAUAUCACGUACUGGAGCAGAAUUCGUUUGCUAAUAGGAUCUGUUGUGAUGGAUGGAGUUAUAUUCAUAUGUUCCUUUGUGGCAAGUCUCCGUAUAUCAUUUGGCUUUGCUGUAUGGUGUAACAGUGUGCCUCAAGGGAACCGCAGUCCGACACCAGUACCCUAUACCUGUCAACAAAUAUCGGAAUUCAAAUGGGAUGUUCCUAAUGGAGAAAGAUUCUAUGUAAACAUAACGAUAGCACAGAUUGCAUCUUGGAUCACAACAUUUGUAUUUGGAGUGCUUGUCAUUACAUCAAUCUCCAAGAUUUACACAUACAUUUACAAGCCCCACCUACUGUCAGAAUCUGUGACUGAAAGCAAUCGAAAAGAUACAGUAUUAACUAUUGACAAUCCAAUGUACGAUUUGGAGCAGCAAAGUACAACCAAAAAAUCACCUAAGAAAGAAAAACUUGAUAAACAGGCAUUAGUUGAACAUGAUCAAUUAGCUGAGAAUUAUGGAACAAUAGAUGAUGUUAAAACAAAAGGAUCGGUUGAGAAACCUGAAAAUAUUGCAGCUAGUUCAAAAGCUUUAAACGAUGUUGAAAUGGUUAAAGAAACAGAUGCUAUUGUUCAUGAUACAGGCACUGGUGGACAUGGUCCAAAACCAAAUGAGAGUGACUGUUAA
Messenger RNA from Owenia fusiformis, 1067 nucleotides. Lineage: Eukaryota; Metazoa; Annelida; Polychaeta; Sabellida; Oweniidae. The record is from the annotation of a GenBank genome assembly.